CGUCGUUUAAAAGCCCCGCCUACUUGUUGGUGAGUUCCGGUCUCGGCUCGGUUAGCGUGCAUGCUAACUUUAUAAAUGUGAAUGUCCCACGUUUGAUGCAACUUUUCCUAAUCUGGGUAAUUUGUGACGAGCAUCCAACGGUCGGUGGCGCCCGGUGGGAGGAGGCAAGAGAGUCCACAGCUGCAGGAGGAACGACGCAAACUCUCCGCUCAUGUCUACGGCAAUUUGCUAGAAACACUGAAGACACAACUUUGCUUCCACGAUGAGGGAAAUCGUGCACAUCCAAGUCGGCCAGUGUGGAAACCAGAUGGGUACUAAGUUCUGGGAAGUGAUCACCGACGAACACGGCAUCGAUCCAUCAGGGGCUUACCAUGGCGAUGAUGAGCUGCAGCUGCGCAGGAUCAACGUCUACUUCAACGAGGCAACAGGGGGCAAAUAUGUUCCCCGUGCCAUUCUUGUGGACUUGGAACCUAGCACCAUGGACUGCGUAAGGUCUGGACCCUUGGGUCAAAUUUUCAGACCUGACAAUUUUGUGUUUGGUAAGGGUGGCGCUGCUAACAACUGGGCCAAAGGUCACUACACUGAUGGUGCUGACAUGGUUGAAUCUGUUGUGGAGGUGGUACGUAAAGAGUCAGAAAGUUGUGACUGUCUGCAGGGCUUCCAACUCACACACUCGCUUGGCGGUGGGACCGGCUCUGGUAUGGGAACCCUACUUAUCUACAAGAUUCGUGACGAGUUCCCUGAUCGUAUCAUAAAUAGCUUCAGUGUGAUGCCCUCGCCCAAGGUGUCAGAUACGGUCGUAGAACCUUACAACUCCACUCUGUCAGUCCAUCAGCUUAUCGAAAACACAGAUCAAACGUACUGCAUCGACAACGAAGCUCUGUACCACAUCUGCUUCCGCACUCUCAAGCUGAGCACACCCACCUACGGAGACCUGAACCACCUCGUGUCGUUCACCAUGAGCGGGGUCACCACCUGCCUGCGCUUCCCCGGCCAGCUCAACGCCGACCUCCGCAAACUGGCGGUCAACAUGGUGCCUUUCCCCCGCUUGCAUUUUUUCAUGCCGGGCUUCGCCCCCCUGACCAGCAGGGGCAGCCAGCAGUAUCGAGCCCUCUCGGUCCGCGACAUCACCAAGCAAGUGUUCGACGCCAGAAACAUGAUGGUCGCGUGCGACCCCAGCCAAGGACGCUAUCUGGCGGUCGCCACAGUGUUCCGUGGCCGCUUAUCCAUGAAGGAGGUCGAUGAGCAAAUGCUCACGAUCCAAGACAAGAACAGCAGUUACUUUGUGGAGUGGAUCCCCAACAACAUCAGCACCGCCGUGUGUGACAUCCCGCCCCGCGGACUCAAGAUGUCCGUCACUUUCAUCGGCAACAGUACGGCCAUACAGGAGCUGUUCAAGCGCAUCUCCGAGCAGUUCACGGCCAUGUUCCGCCGCAAGGCCUUCGUGCAUUGGUACACAGAGCAGGGGAUGGAUGAGAUGGAAUUUACCGAAGCCGACAACAACAUUAACGAUUUAGUGUCCGAGUACCAGCAGUACCAGGAUGCCAAAGUGGACGAUGAGGGUGAAUUUGAGGAAGAGGUUGAAGAGGGUGCUUGAAGACAACAAUGUAUCGGCUCAGUUAUUUUAUAUUCUAAUUUUAUAAAUAGGUAGACAAGCGACCUCUGUUAUAGCCAAACCAAGCCAGAUGGCGCCAGAUUCUGCCCUCCUUGCUUAGCGGCGUAUACAAUACUGAACAGAAUAAGAGAAUGCUGAACAUGAAGAAGACAAAGCUAUUUGCAAACUUUUAUUCCUAGAAAUAAAUAUUUAAA
Molecule: messenger RNA, 1809 nt
Organism: Nerophis ophidion (straightnose pipefish)
Lineage: Eukaryota; Metazoa; Chordata; Actinopteri; Syngnathiformes; Syngnathidae
Product: tubulin beta-4B chain-like
Exons: 7
Coding region: 263-1597 (444 amino acids)
Biological process (GO): mitotic cell cycle; microtubule cytoskeleton organization
Cellular component (GO): cytoplasm; microtubule
Molecular function (GO): structural constituent of cytoskeleton; GTPase activity; GTP binding
Source: RefSeq, a predicted model, not a curated record